This is a messenger RNA of Cetraspora pellucida, 540 nucleotides long. The record is from the annotation of a GenBank genome assembly. NCBI's taxonomy places the organism in Eukaryota, Fungi, Glomeromycota, Glomeromycetes, Diversisporales, Gigasporaceae.
AUGCCAGCCAUCACCUGCACUUCUUCAUCCGUUCACUUGACUGGUUCACCCGUAGCUUCACCAACAACUCCAACCGCUAGUAACUCUUCAGAAUCAACUGUUUCGGCUGUCACUGCAGGGAUGGCGGCUCUAUCAAUAACUCCUUUAGUAAAAACGUUGAUCGUGGACGACAACGUUAUAACAGCUAAAAUGCUUUCGAAGAUUCUCUCUAAAGAAUUUGGGCAUCAUACUACUUGUACUGUAAGCGGCAAAGAAGCACUUGGUAAAUUAUCACUUGAAACUUUUGAUAUAAUAUUUAUGGAUAUAGAUAUGCCUGAACUUUCUGGCAUAGAAACAACCUUAGCUAUACAUGCUGCUGGUUCAAAAGUACUUGAAAAAAAUCGGCAAAUACCGAUAAUAGCUUAUACAACAAAUCCUUGUGAGGAUCGAUUUUUUGAAGCAGGUAUGACUGGUUGGGUUGGAAAACCUGCAAAUCAAUCAAUGGUUAGAAAAGAAUUAGAAAGAGUUUACGCUUCUCGACCAAGGUCUUCAGGCUUCUAA